Messenger RNA from Colius striatus (speckled mousebird), 5275 nucleotides. RefSeq names its product discoidin, CUB and LCCL domain containing 2 (gene DCBLD2). The record is from RefSeq and is a predicted model, not a curated record. Bases 176 to 2368 code for a protein of 730 amino acids. Lineage: Eukaryota; Metazoa; Chordata; Aves; Coliiformes; Coliidae. The transcript is spliced from 16 exons.
GCCGGUUGCAGGGGGCGGCUGGCGGCGCUCGGCGGCGGGCGGUGGCUGGUUGGCUGGCUUGCAGGAGCGUCCCGCUGGCGGCCGCGGGGCGCAGGGCAGAGACGCGGCCCGGCCCGGCCACCCCGCAGCCCGCCAUGCCCUCGGACUGCCGGCCGCGCUGGCCACGCCGCGGGGCAUGGUGAGCCCGGGGCGGCCGCCCCCCGCGGGGACACGGCAGGCGGCCUCUCUGCUCCGCCUCAGCGUCCUGCUGCUGCUGCCGCUGCUGCGGAGCACCGCGGCACAGAAAGGUGAUGGAUGUGGACACACCGUUCUAGGCCCUGAAAGUGGAACUCUUGCUUCGAUAAACUACCCGCACACCUCUCCCAAUAGCACAGUCUGUGAGUGGGAAAUUCGUGUAAAGCCUGGGAAGAGAGUUCAGCUCAAAUUCGGCGAUUUUGAUAUUGAUGACUCAGAUUCUUGUCAUUCAAGUUAUUUAAGAGUGCACAAUGGGAUUGGCCCCACCAGGACAGAGAUAGGAAAAUACUGUGGGUUUGGCUUUCAAAUGGAUGGUUUAAUUACUUCGAAAAGUAAUGAAGUCACAGUACAGUUUAUGAGUGGAACACACACUUCUGGACGUGGAUUUCUUGCAGUUUAUUCAACCACUGACAAAUCAGACUUAAUUACCUGUUUAGACAAUGCAAGUCACUUUUCCGAACCAGAAUUCAAUAAAUAUUGUCCAGCUGGAUGUGUCAUUCCUUUUGCUGACAUUUCAGGCACUAUUCCCCAUGGAUACAGGGACUCAUCAUCACUUUGUAUGGCUGGUGUUCACGCAGGCGUUGUGUCAAACACUCUGGGUGGCCAAAUUAACGUUGUAAUCAGCAAGGGCAUUCCAUACUAUGAAGGCUCCCUGGCUAACAAUGUCACCUCAAAAGUGGGACCCUUAUCCACAAGUCUCUUCACAUUUAAGACGAGCGGUUGCUAUGGCACACUGGGGAUGGAAUCUGGGGUAAUCCCUGAUUCCCAGAUCACGGCAUCAUCUAUUCUUGAAUGGUCUGACCAAACAGGACAAGUGAACAUUUGGAAACCUGAAAAUGCCAGAUUAAAAAGGGUUGGUCCUCCUUGGGCUGCUUUUAUCAAUGAUGAAUAUCAGUGGUUGCAGAUUGACUUGAAUAAGGAAAAGAGAAUAACAGGUAUUAUAACUACUGGAUCUACCUUAGCAGAGUAUUACUAUUACAUCUCAGCCUACAGAAUUUUAUACAGUGAUGAUGCCCAGAAGUGGACAGUAUACAGAGAACCUGGCGCAGAUAAAGAUAAGGUAUUUCAAGGGAACACUGAACUGUACCAGGAAGUUCGCAAUAAUUUCAUUCCACCUAUUAUUGCACGCUUCUUUAGGAUUAACCCCUUAAAAUGGCACCAGAAAAUUGCAAUGAAAGUAGAACUUCUAGGAUGUCAGUUUAGUAUAGGCCGUGCUCCUAAAAUCACCAUGCCACCACCACCUCAGAACAAGAAUAACAACAACGAUGAUGACUCCAGUGAUGACUUAAUUUAUUCAGUGAAGACUUCAUUGCAGACAGAUAAAACAACUUUCACACCUGAAAUAAAAAACACCACCGUGACUCCAAGUGUAACCAAAGAUGUGGCAUUGGCAGCAGUUCUGGUUCCAGUGCUGGUGAUGGUCUUCACUACUCUGAUUCUUAUCUUAGUUUGUGCGUGGCAUUGGAGAAACCGCAAGAAAAAAACAGAGGGUACUUAUGAUCUACCUUACUGGGAUCGUGCAGGCUGGUGGAAAGGAAUGAAGCAGUUUCUCCCGACCAAAUCGACGGAACAUGAAGAAACUCCCGUCCGCUACAGCAGCAGUGAAAUUAGUCACCUAAGACCAAGAGAAGUCCCAACAAUGCUGCAAACAGAGUCCGCAGGCAGCGGAGGAGAAACGAAUAGUUCUGUCGAGUAUGCUCAGCCACUGGUGGGAGGAAUUGUUGGCACACUUCAUCAGAGAUCAACCUUUAAACCAGAGGAAGGAAAAGAAGCCAGUUACGCUGAUUUGGACCCUUACAACUCUCCCAUCCAAGAAGUUUACCACGCUUAUGCUGAACCACUACCUAUAACUGGACCAGAGUAUGCAACUCCAAUCGUAAUGGACAUGUCCAGCCAUCCCAGCACAGCUCUUGGCGUUCCUCCCAUUUCCACCUUCAAAGCUGCAGGGAAUCCAGCUCCUCCUGUGGUUGGAACUUAUAAUAAACUCUUAUCCAGGACAGACAGCACGUCCUCAGCACAGGCGCUGUACGAUACACCAAAGGGGCAGCUGGGGCCAGGGGCUGCCACCGAGUUGGUGUACCAGGUACCACAGAGCGUGGCCCAUUCCACUGGGAGUAAGGAUGAACUCAGUUAGCUCACAAGUAAGGUACAAUGAUGGCUUGUUUUUAAAAGCCAGUUCCGUAAAGCUGACUCAUUUCUUUAAUUGCUUUUUUUUCUUUUUUGGUGUUGUUAGUCUUAAAUAAUACAACAUUGAACCAAAUGAUGUGGUAUCGGAGGUCUGGGAAACCAGCAAUUCUGCCUUUCCUUCAGCUGUCUGUGUAAUUACAGCCUGUCUCCUGCAAAACCUUGGACUUUUUUAUUACUACUGUACAAUUGUCUGUCAGACAUGAGAGAAGAACUCUUCAAGAUUAGCUUCAGUAAUUCAAAGAUGUGAAUGAUAAAUUGGGAGAAACAGUUUGAAGUACAAAAGCCAAUAAUUUCUUGCUCAUGGUACUAUUUCUAGGGGGAAAAAAAAACCCCAAAAACCAAAACCCAAAGCUCCUAAUGUUCUAAGGUGAGUAUAUAAGCACUAUAGCUUCUAAAACUCAUUUUACCCUAUAAAAUGCCUUGCACAACUUUGGACUUUAAAAGCUACUAUCAAUCAGGAUUGAUGGCAAAAAUCCCGUUAACUUCAUGGCAUAAAACAGUUUUGACUCUAAAUGAUGUUAUUUCAGCUGUUGUUCACAGGAUUAGGAAUCAUCAUGAGUGUUUCUCAGAAGGUUCCCGCUACUGCUGUUUUCCUGCAUCUGCUGUUUCCUGCCUCAUCUCCUUAAGCCACUCAGUCUUGUCCUUUCCAAGGUAUCCAGAGGCACAGACUUAAGUCCUGCAAGCAACCACAUGGCAGCUGCUUUUGCAUUUUCCCCCUACUAUGUGAAGGCUGGUCUGAAUAGCAUCUGCCUCAAAUUCAGACUUCCCUGAUGGUCAGUGUGCAAAAAGUAUCUAGGUGUUCAAGGUAACUGAAUUCAGAAAGGUUCUCCCUGUCCCCCUGCCCUGCACCCCACCUAGAGUAGCUAGUGUUGUGUGUUAAGAUGUGAGCAUAUGCAAAGAAUGAUUUGUAUAUAGUUUUGUGAGUGCUCAAGGAAGCACACAAAUAUUCUAAUGGUGCACAGUUUGUGUUACACACACGUUUAGCACAUAUGGUACGUUUUAGCACAACUGAAAAGAAUUUAGCCUUAGGCCUUUUCUUAUGAUUGUUCUUAUUGGAAGUAUAAAGGAUUCCAAAACAUUUGCAAGAGAACCAGUACUGUUCCAAAGAGUGUCCAUUGAGGAAGUGUGUAAUGGGAUUUGUAUCCUUUGAAUGUUCUCGUGUUAUCUACCAUGAAAACAUUGCAGUCAGUCUUUUGUCUGGGGUAAUGUAGACUAGUUUUAGCUAGGUAAUCACGAAAUGAAAACAAUUGUGAUGUAAUAUCAGCCUUUUUUAUGUUGUUAGAAAGAAAGCACAGCUUUUAACCUAAGUAGCAGAAAAAGAACCACAAUAAAAAAGCUUUAAUUUUAUUGUAACAACACUGUUGGGAGGAUGCUGAACUAAUUUAUACAUGUGAAACCCCCUACCUACACAUUAGCCCAGUUGAGUGCUUACUGUUUGUUUCUGUGCUAUAGUUCAAGUCAGCCUUGUUUAUUGCCCAGAGUCCUUCAACUAGGUGGAAAACAUCCAAACUGAAAUUCUAAAAACUGUUCAAGAGGGCUGCUACCAUCUUUUCACACCACUACGGUGUCCUGACUUAGUAUUGAGAAUCUGUUUGGAGAGGCAGUCUACAUAAACUCAGUAAUCCAAAAUCACUUGUGGCCUGUUUCAGCAUCAGAAUAUGUUGUUACAUACUCUCUGCUACCUUGCAGCCCAAUUCAACAAGUUUUUGAUAAAUCAUUCUCCAUGGAUGAGAAUGAAUAAAUUCUUUUGUUAGAACUGUAAGUGCUCUUACCCAUCAGCAGCAACUCUGCCUUCAAAAUUAUAUGAGCUUAUUUUACUUUCAAAAGGUGGGAGGUUACUUGUUUGCACAUUCCUAACAAAUUAAGGAACCUCUGCAUUCUCAAACUGUUCCAGUUUAGGCUUAGAAAAAUUAUUCUACCAUAGAAAUAAAUGAGUGUGUUCAAGUCAGUAAAAUUAACACACUAUGAUUUGAUUUUUACUGUAGGCCACGUGUGGUAGAGCUGUGGGUAGGUAUACUGUGGGCUAAGAUGGUGUAAGUAGUGAUUUUAAUUUAGUGGGUUAUUUUUUAAGCAUCUGCAACACAGUUGUUUCAUUAUGUGAGCAGCAGGAGCUGUUGUCUGGAAUGGAAGUUUUUAAGGAUUUAAGUCCCUUUUCUGAAAGAAAUUGGUCCCAAGCUUUGCUCCCUGCUUUCGACUUUGAACGUGUUACCUGCUAGGGCUAAGACGAGAAACUUGACUAUGUAACAGCUGGGUUUAGAAUGUAUGCUACAAACUGUUAAACAUUGAUUCCCAAAUGUAAGUUGCAUGACACACUUAAGGUUAUAAUUCUCCUGUGCACAAUACAAGCAGAGGUACAUUUAAUGGGUCUCUUACAUGUGAAAACGUAUGGAUAGAAAAUGUAUUUCAGUCUUGUUUGGCUUGAGUAUUCUCCCAGAAUGUAUGUUCUUACCUCAGCAUGUAUUGUAGUGACUCGGUAUUUGUAUAUGUUGCUAGAUCUUAGGCUGUAUAAAUAGUGAGGGGUUUUUAUAUGUAUGUUAAAAAAUAUUUUAAAUAAAUUGUACAUACGUAUUCCUCAGUAUGUUGGCACUUAACACCUACCUUCUACCUCCUUCAUUUGUAGUUUGGAAAUGCAAGGGUUAUUUACGAGUUAUCAUACUACAAGGAAGGUUAUGCCCUGCCUCCCAUAUACCCUUUCCUGGCAGCAGGUGUAUGUGGCAACCACCCACAGAGGACAAAUUGGUCCCUGCCUCAUGGUACCAAGGGUUUGAAGUGGUUAACUGACCCUUACCCGAGCUCUCCUGGCUGCUGUCCACUGCAGAGUCAGGGUAUUUACAUGAAGGAGCUUCCCUGGAGG